This is a messenger RNA of Nematostella vectensis (starlet sea anemone), 4391 nucleotides long. RefSeq lists its product as uncharacterized. NCBI's taxonomy places the organism in Eukaryota, Metazoa, Cnidaria, Anthozoa, Actiniaria, Edwardsiidae. The coding region runs from base 2577 to 3488 and encodes 303 amino acids. The transcript is spliced from 5 exons. The record is from RefSeq and is a predicted model, not a curated record.
AAUGACCGUAUUUAUUAUAUUGAAUAGCUUCAUCGAUGUUCUAGAAUCGAUCCACCUUGAUUGAUUUUGAUUUAUGUUGUAAUUUUUUUCUUCACAAAAACUUAUUCGAUACUACCACAAUAUAACUUUUGGUUUCUUUAGUACAACACAAGAAAAUAGUCGGCGCACUAACAUAACCUGGCCCCAAAUGGUCUAUGAGAUUUUAUGAGAUUUAGGAUACCCCCCCCCCCCCAAGUUUUCUUGUGUAUUCAAGAAAUUUAUAGCCAAGCCUAUGUCUAGACAAGAUUGGAUAGGGAUUAUUCAUAAGAACCUUUUUUUUUUAAAAAACGUUCAGCAUAAAAUUUUAAGAACAUGCUAAAAACAAACGGAGACUGAGAAAGCAGACAAUAGGCCAAAUAUUGCUUUGUUAGUCUGAUACGCUCUAAAAUGCAAAAUAAAAUUGUGUUCACAAAAAACAAAUAUUGUUGCUCUUCCUAAUUCAUUGGGUAUUAUUAUUAUUAUUAUUAUACACUAAACUUAAUUUGUCAAUAAACCUUUCUGGCAAGUUCCACUUUGUAAGUCGGCCUUUUUCAUCUAAAUAUAGCUCGAUACAGCACUCAUAAUUGCAAAAUGAAUUAUAUGUGGUCCUUCUGCACGAUUAAAUAGCUUUUCUGCUAUAAAUUUCACAAAUCCCGAAGCACUAUAUAAACACGUCCGUACGCUAUGACGCCAUGACGGCCAUAGAGGCGCGUCUAUGCCGAUGCAUUUGUCCACUUCGUUUUGAAGAGCGUUGACGGAGUUUGAAGCAGUUUAAAAAAUUCGCAAUACCUCGAUUGAUGCAAUAGAUAUUUUUUUUAAAGAAGCUCAAGGUGCACAUCAAUAAAUAUAAACCAUGCUCGUAGGUCUAUCAUACGAUCCGAAUUCUAUUGAUGGCAUUGAGAAUACGCAGUUUUCCGUUAUAGCCAUGGGGCAUGAUUCAAAAUUUGGGAAAUCGACCAAAUUACACAUCAAUAAACCAUGUUCGCAAGCGAGGUAGACAUGCAUGGGCAUACCGGCACGCCUCUCUCGCCCACAGGGAAGCGUCGCUUUAUACCAUAACGAUCCAAAUCAACCAACUAGCAAUUAAAGUUUCUUGAGUAUGGCGUGCUUUCUCUCGCCUCUUUUCCUACUUUUGUGUAUUUUCACGAUUGUAAAGUCACAAGGCCGAAAGGACUUCUCAAGGGAUACCGUCUUCACAGCGACUGAAAGUAAAGAAAAAAGAAAAAGUCUAUAAUAUUUUAUGGAAAAAAAAAUUCCUUGGUUUCUAUAGUACAAAUAAAAUUUUGCUGAACAUCAACGACGUAGUAUAAAUGAAUAAGGAAAACCUCAAAACUUUACAUAAAAAUAGGAAUAAGACAAAAAAGUACAGGUUGAUUUGAAUCUGUUUUGUUAACUUUUUAAAAACAAUUAUUGACAUGCAAGACACAAAAGGCAUGCUCGAAUUUGUAUAAAGAAAUGAUCUAGUUUUUCCUAAUAAAAACAUUAAUCGCUUCGAAAAGGCGCUUAUCUCACUUUUUAGACUUCUGCUUCAACGAAUCAAAGCGUUAGUUUAACAUUAAAGCCGCAUUGUCACCAGUUUACUUCCGGUCGAUUACGUAACAAUCUCUGAUGAUUUUAAACGGAAAACGCGAAAGAUAUUUCAAAAUAUUGAAAGCAGUGAGUUUAUUGGAAGUUUCUUUGAGGAUGUGAUUGAUAAUUUAGAGCCGAUGGCCUGUUUAAUAUCUCGGAUUUUAAUAGAUUCUUUUGUCUUUUAACGGUUGAAGUCUCCGUCGGACCUCCGGAAGUAAACUGGUGACGAUGCGGCUUAAAGCGGCGAUUUUAAUUACAUUAAGCGUUAGUGUUACAUUAAACGUCAGUUAUUACAUUAAGCGGUGAUGAUACACGCAUUGUGUUUGUGAGAAAUCAAAAUCAGAACAUGAUUGAAUCUUCUAGUUAGGAAGUUUGUCUCAAUCAGAACAACGAAUCUCGUAUUGUGAUUGGCCUUCCUUUUACUUUGAUGGCCUUGCUUGACAUCAAGGAUUUCACAGUUUUUAGGUGUUCACGAUGGAAAACUAUUUUUCUACCCUCUUUGAGACUGUGGGAUUUAUUAGCUCUGCUGUUUUCUUGCUGAUUGCGCUAAUUCAGAACAGGGCAAUAUUGAAGCAAAGCGCUAGUCGCUGACGGGGAACUGUUGAUUUGUACGUCGUCACAUAAUUUACAUUUAAAGAGCUCGGGUUCGCGGCGUUAAGAUCAUCUUCAGUUCCAAGCUACUGUCACCUACCACUUUGAUAUCUAUUCUUCUCGAAACGCAGUAAAAUACACGAACACACAGACAGUGCGAUGGACUUAAAUUACAUAAUGGACUUGCUGAAGAAAUAAAUGACAGAUAAUACAUCGUUUUGCUGAUAAAGUAGCGUGCAAUGACGGAUAGAAAUAAAUGUAUAUUUUUCUCUUAAACAGAUGAAUACUUCGACCUCUUUGUCAUCAAAACAGUGACCGCCUCUCGUUCUUUCGACUGCAACCUUUACUGCCUGGCCGAACCUGACUGUCAAUAAACCAACUACCAUCCACCGACGCGCAUGUGCGAGCUGUGUAACCACACCUUCACCUCUAGGCCUGGCUGCAAAAUCCCCAAACCAGGCUACAUUCACUUCGACUCUGAAAAGGGAACUCUCUUUUCCGACCCCUGCAGUAAUGUGACGUGCAAGAAUGGUGGUAGGUGCAAUAGCACAUGCGCAGAAGAUCCUGAAUGGUCGUGUGCUUGUCAACCCAAUACUACCGGCAAGCUCUGCGAACAGUUUACAGGGAACGCUACUCUUUCCUCAUGCAAGGAAGUUUACGACAGAGGAUUAAAAAAAGACACCGCGUACAUUCUGAGCAUGGAGAACAAAAGCGUAGAGAUCUACUGCCAUCUCACAGUGAUUGACGGCUGUGGCGAUGGGGGAUGGACGCUGGCCAUGAAAGUCGACGGUGCAAAGACGACGUUCCGCUACGAGUCUUCUCUCUGGACCAACAAGCUCGCCUACAACCCCUCUGGCGGUCUGACGGGCUUCGAUAACCAAGAGACCAAACUCCCCAGCUACUGGGCCACGCCCUUCACCAAGAUCUGCAUCGGGUUCAAGGUCGGGGACACCCUUAAGUCCAUGACGAUCCCCUACACCGCUGCGUCACUCUAUGACGUCAUUGCUGACGGCAACUACAGAGUGACUACCGUUAUCGGAAAGACCGCUUGGAGAGCACUGAUCGCGGGCUCGUCUAUGCAGGAAAACUGUAACCAAGAAGGGUUUAACUUGGGUGGAUCGCCUAAACAUGGUUUGGUGCGUGUAGGUUUGGUUAGUAACGAACAAAACGAGUGCGAUACUGUUGAUAGCAUGGUGGGUAUCGGGGGGAAUUCUUUUCUUAACAAUAGUGCUGGGAAUAGGUGUAAAUAUUGUUGCUGCGGCAACGGCUACCUUAAUAUCAAGGCUAGAGGCUAUAUGUUACUAAAGUAAUUCCCACCUAUGCAAUGAUAUAUUGAAGCAGUUAUUUCUUACAUUUGUGACGGAUAUAAUCUGUUGUCCUCUUCCUCUAAGUGAUAGUAAUUGGGAUAUUUCUGACCUCUUAAAAGGCAAACUAAACGGCUAAGAAUGUAUAAGAUACAACUUCGGUGAGAUUCUAUUCCUUUUUUAAGGGAUAACUUUAAGGCAAUGUGGUACAAGCUACGGCAUGUCUAGAGACCACUGAGGACUAAGUGCGAGGAUCUUGAAUUAAUUUUUCGCCUUCCUGGUCAUCUGUUGCUUUGCCCCAUGUGACUUAUACCGCAGUGUUCUAUGUACCAUAAUUUCGUCAAUUACACAUCAGGGUCUUGAUGGUAGGGUCUGCAUGUUGUUGGUCAGUUAAAAUUUCCAUAAUCUGUCGGUAGUCGGUAAAUAUUAUCAGUCUUUGUCGGUAGUCGGUGAACCUAAGCUAGUAUUCGGGCUUGUACCAGAUUUCAUGUAUAAACAAAAUUAAACAUUAUUUAAGAUUGAUUAGUAAUUAAUAGCUUAUUGGUAAUAAAUUUAUUAUGGAUUAAUAAUUGACUGAAAAGUUUGAUGCGACAGGAAAUACAUAGUGUUAUUUUGAAAUAGCCGUAUUUAAGUAGAUUGACGAGGGAAGUAAAUAGAAAAAAUACCGGAAAUAAUAAAAUGCCGGUAGUCGGCAAAUAUUUUUUGUCGCUACUCACUAGUUUUUUAUGCAUGCUUUGUAGAUAGUCAGUUACUUUUAAAGCCGUUUGUCGCUAGACGUUUAACCCCAUCCAGACCCUGACACAUAAUAUGCAACGCGAAUUAUAUGAUGUGUUCCAAUAUUUGAAAGAGUAGGUGUAUCAACUGCUAACGUAAUGUACGUAAUUCAUAAUAAACAUCUAACGGUGCUGC